Rubroshorea leprosula is the source of this 1798-nucleotide messenger RNA. The record is from the annotation of a GenBank genome assembly. Lineage: Eukaryota; Viridiplantae; Streptophyta; Magnoliopsida; Malvales; Dipterocarpaceae.
AACCCUAAAACACUCUCCUUUUCCAUCUUUCUAUGUAACCGCCUAAGCUACUACUGUCUCCAGAUCAGUCAUGGCGACUUCUUCCUUGGACCAAGAAACGGCCAAGGCAGUUCUUCGCCAGGUAGAGUUUUACUUCAGUGACAGCAAUAUUCCCAGAGAUAGUUUUCUCAAGAAAAAAAUCAGCGAGCGCGAAGAUGGCAUGGUUAGCUUGGCUUUGAUAUGCUCGUUUUCGAAGAUGAGAGAGCAUUUAAAGUUAGGAGCUGUGAAGCCAGAGGAAGUAUCAGAGGAUACUGUGAAAGCUGCAGCUGAAACUCUUAGGACAUCUUCUUCCCUCAAGGUUUCUGAAGAUGGUAAGAGAGUUGGUAGGAGUGCUGAACUCUUGAAGCCUGACGAAAUGAUUGAGCAAUUAGAUGUAAAAACAAUAGCUGCAUCACAUUUUGAAUAUGAUGUAAAGAGGGAAGAUUUGGAGUCCUUUUUUGGUAAAUACGGCAAGGUUAAUUGUGUGAGGUUGCCUCGUCAUGUAGGGGACAACAGGUUAUUUUGUGGGACUGCUCUGGUUGAGUUCUCAGCAGAGGAGGAUGCACAAAAGCUUUUGAAGCAAAGCUUGGUUUAUGCAGGUGUAGAGCUGAAACUAAAACCAAAAAAAGAUUUUGAUGAGUCAAGGAAAAAAGAGGCUGAGGAGUUUGAGAAAUCUCAUCCAGGUUCAAAUCGUAAGAAAAAUACAGAUGGAGAAUCAAACUACCCCAAGGGUUUGCUUGUUGCAUUUACAUUAAAGAGAUUAUCAGCUGGGGACUCUAGUGAUCAAAACAAACUUGAUAAACCAAGCAAGGAUGAUACUACUGAAGGGAGUGAGCAGAAGUUGCCAGAAAAUGACAAUGACAAGGAGAAAAAUGAAGGUGUAGAAAUGGACACCAAAGAUGGAGAUAAGUCUUCUGAUAGGCCGACUGAAAGGGACGAAGACAUGGGAGAAAAACCUGUUUCUGCCUUUAAAAAUGAUAUGAAUGUUGUCUUGCGUGAAGACCUUAAGGAUGUGUUUCAAAACUUUGGCACUGUCAAGUUCAUUGAUUUUAAAAUUCGAGAGGAUUCGGGUUAUAUACGGUUUGAAGCUCCUGAAGGAGCUCAGAAAGCUCGUGCAGCUGCAGUCCUGGCUAAAGAAGGUGGUCUGAUCGUGAAGAAUUUUGUUGCUAUUCUGGAACCAGUAACUGGUGAUGCCGAAAGGGAGUAUUGGAGUCAAAUUCGUGGUAACCAAGAAAAGCACCGAGAAAGUAAGGGCAACCGUGAAAGGGGAGGAAGAUACCAUAGAGGUGGUAAACAUGCCCGUGGUAGAGAGAAUGAUUCUCCUAGAGGUCGUCCAAACAAAGCUCAAAAAGUUGCAGCAGCAUGAGAAGCAUGAGAUAUGAGAGUGAUCUGUGAAAUUUCAAGGACUGCAAGAUAUAUAUCAUCUGCUUCCAGUAGUUUUAGGAUUUUAUUGUACUCGAGUUUUUUUCUUCUUUUGGUUAUACCAUGAGGAUUUUGUUGGGAUGAGAUGUUUCAAGUGCUUUUUCAUCCCCUUGGCCUUGGUAGCCAUAUGUUAAAAUUUUUGCUACCAUAUUCAUAUUUGAUAUAGGGCAAUGGGAUUUUGGGGAAGAGAGAACUAGGCUUCAAUGGGUUCUUGAACAGGAUGAACUGCCGCUUGGGUUGAAAUCAGUUUUUAAAGAAGUCAAAGUUCAUUUUGGAAAAACUGGAUCUGACAAGACAUUGUUUCAUUAGUUCUGGUUCUGCUGAUGAGCAGCCAGUACCCAGCAGGCUGUAGAUCUUU